AUGAAUAAUGGAAAAUGUAGUAAGAAAUACCCUCAAAAAUUGGUCAAGGAUACUCAAACUGGAGAUGAUGGUUAUUCGACUUACAGACGGAGAUCACCAGAUGAUGGAGGUUAUACUGCAAUAUUAAAAGUUCGUGGUCAAACAGAAAUCGUGGUUGACAACCGUUGGGUUGUAUCGUAUUGUCCAGUGCUAUCUAGAGAUCCGACAGUUCAGCACUUGGCUGUUCAUCUAGAAAAUGGACAGCGUGUUUUCUUUAAAGCUAAUAAUCUUCAUCAAGUUAUUGAAAAUCCAAGAAAAACGACACUAACUGCAUUUUUUGAACUGUGUUCACAUGAUGAUUUUGCGAAAACACUGUUCUAUCAUGAAGUUCCUUCUUAUUAUAUCUGGGAUGAUAGCAAAGGCUGGUUAAAGAGAAGACGGGGAAAAGAUGUUCCAGGUCCUACAUCAUUUGAAAGCUUGAAGGCCUUUGAUGGAGUCAUUCACGCGACUUUUAAAGCUACCUGUUUUGCUCUUGGGCUUUUAGAAAAUGACGAGCAAUGGAAAAAUGUUCUAGCGGAGGCAACUCUUUCAGAAAGUCUUUCAAAAUUAAGAGAAUUAUUCGCAAUAAUCAUAGUUUUCUUCCAACCGUCUGAACCUCAAUCUUUGUGGGAACAGUUCAGAAAUGAUUUUUGUGGAGAUAUUCUUCAUACAGAGCGCACUCGAUUAAAUGACUUGCAAUUUACUUUUUCUGAUAAAAUAUUUAAUAGAGGUUUGAUUGAAAUAGAAGGUAAAGUUGUUUGUCUGUCUGAAAAAUAUUUAAUUGAAUUUGGAAUGAACUCACCUGUGCGAAAUGAAAAUGCAUCUGAUCUUUUUGAAUUCUCAACUUUUCGUUCUUACGAUAAUUACCGAUUACAAGAAUUUCGUGAUGAAUCAUCAAGGAAGAGUUUUUUUUUAGAUGCUCCGGGUGGUACAGGAAAAACAUUCCUAAUUAAUUGGUUGUUGGCUCAAAUUAGAUCUUCAGGUAAAGUUGCAUUAGCAGUAGCUUCAUCUGGUAUAGCAGCAACUCUCCUUAGUGGUGGCAGAACUGCUCACUCGACUUUUAAGUUACCGUUAAAUGUAUUAUUUGAUACAGAAUACGUUUGUCUGAUUCGUAAAAAUGGCCCUCUUGGAAAAAUUCUUCAAGAAACCUCAUUCGUUGUGUGGGAUGAGUGUACAAGUCACAGAUCACAUAUCGAAGCAAUUGAUCGAACAUUAAAAGAUCUUAGGUGUAAUAAUAAGUUUGUGGGUGGCAUAACAUUUGUUUUCGCUGGUAAUUUCCGUUAA
This is a messenger RNA of Sipha flava (yellow sugarcane aphid), 1302 nucleotides long. RefSeq lists its product as uncharacterized. The record is from RefSeq and is a predicted model, not a curated record. Gene Ontology annotation, biological process: DNA repair; telomere maintenance. The transcript is spliced from 4 exons. Gene Ontology annotation, molecular function: DNA helicase activity. Bases 1 to 1302 code for a protein of 433 amino acids. Lineage: Eukaryota; Metazoa; Arthropoda; Insecta; Hemiptera; Aphididae.